AUGAUUAACGUCGGGCGUUUCAAGUUGCCACCAAUUAAGAAUGUGCUGGAUGUGGCCAUGCAGACUGUCAGGCAGCAGGUACCAGAACGACCUGGGACUGCACCGCGCCCACCACAAAAUGUCCGGUUCGCCAAUUCAGACAUGGGAGAAAGCUGUGAGCUAUCAACAAUGAACGAGACGACAUCACCGUCAUACCAGUCUACGAACCCGAGCAACCCAUUUCUGAGCGGACAGCUUCAGGCUGAAGAUUCCUUCACCAGUUAUCAAAACACAUAUCCACAACAAGAUGGCGCUCCCAGAACUCAGAGCAUGCAAAGCGUUGACUUUUACGCCUCAUCGGAAGAGGGUGGGUUCGAAGAGGGUGCUGGUAGCCCAGGUGCGAAGAUCAAUGAGUUUCAAGCUGCCUGGAACGUCACAAAUGCUAUCCAGGGUAUGUUCGUUGUAUCGUUGCCGUUUGCUGUGCUCCAAGGAGGAUACUGGUCAAUAGCCGCCAUGGUUGGUAUCGCCCACAUCUGCUGUUACACAGGCAAGAUUCUAGUAGAUUGUCUCUACGAAGAUGACCCAGUUUCUGGUCAACGAGUACGAGUCCGCGAUUCUUACGUCAGCAUCGCCAAAGAAUGCUUCGGAAGAAAAUAUGGCGCUAAAAUUGUGAAUAUCGCACAAAUUAUUGAACUUCUGAUGACUUGUAUCUUGUACGUUGUGGUUUGUGGGGAUUUGAUGAUUGGAACCUUCCCUGAUGGUUCAAUCGACACCCGAUCCUGGAUGAUGUUAACAGGCAUAUUCCUUUUGCCUCUGGCAUUUUUAAAGUCCCUCAAAAGCGUCAGUAUGCUGUCUUUCUGGUGUACCAUGAGCCACUUAAUAAUUAACGCCAUUGUUCUUGGCUAUUGCAUUCUUUAUAUUGGUGAAUGGGGUUGGUCUAAAGUGAAAUGGAACCUCGAUUUGGAAAACUUCCCCAUCAGUCUGGGUGUCAUCGUCUUCUCAUAUACUUCCCAAAUAUUCUUACCCACCUUAGAGGGCAACAUGGAAGAUAGAUCUAAAUUUGAGUGGAUGUUAAAUUGGUCUCAUAUCGCUGCUGCUGCAUUCAAAGCCACAUUUGGAUAUUUCUGUUUUCUGACAUUCCAAAACGACACCCAGCAGGUUAUAACAAAUAACCUCAGAUCUGCUGGCUUCAAGGGACUCGUAAACUUUUUCCUCGUGAUUAAAGCUGUGCUAAGCUACCCCCUUCCUUAUUACGCGGCCUGUGAUCUGCUUGAACGUGUUCUGUUCCGAGGGAAACCCAAAACAGUCUUUCCCCCAAUUUACGCUUUGGAUGGCGAGCUGAAGGUUUGGGGUCUAGCAUGGCGACUCGGUGUGAUAAUGUUUACGAUACUCAUGGCAGUAUUCAUUCCUCAUUUCCUGAUACUCAUGGGCUUUAUUGGCAGUUUCACUGGUACGAUGUUGAGCUUCAUUUGGCCUGCGUACUUCCAUUUGAAAUUGAAGGCUAAUCAGCUCGACAGUACCACUGUUGCCUAUGACUAUUUCAUUAUUGGUUUGGGCGUAUUAUUCGGCCUAAUCGGAAUGUACGAUUCUGGUUCUGCUCUUAUAAAAGCAUUCAAAAUAGGGUUGCCGUUUUAA
This is a messenger RNA of Pieris macdunnoughi, 1614 nucleotides long. The record is from the annotation of a GenBank genome assembly. NCBI's taxonomy places the organism in Eukaryota, Metazoa, Arthropoda, Insecta, Lepidoptera, Pieridae.